GCUAUCAGAAUAUACUCAACAGAACGUAAAAACAAUGAAAUUGAAAUGACUUUGUUUUUAUCUAUCAACCCUAAUGAUCGAGACCCUGAAUCACAAGCCAUUUUCAAAAAAGACGAAUAUUAUUUUGUCAGAAGAAAAAUUGUACCUGGAUUCUAUGCUGGACAAAUUAGAUUAAAA
This is a messenger RNA of Racocetra persica, 177 nucleotides long. The record is from the annotation of a GenBank genome assembly. Lineage: Eukaryota; Fungi; Glomeromycota; Glomeromycetes; Diversisporales; Gigasporaceae.